AUGACUACAAUCGUCGAAAGGGAAACAUUGAAACUCAGAGUGAAGCAAAUGGAGAAAAGUACUUUCCUAACACGUUUGUUUAGGAAAUACACAAGGCGGCUCCACAUCUACAUUGACUGCAGCGAGCCAGAGCUUGAGAAUUUUACUAACUAUAUCCUGCCUCAAUUCUUCGACACGCAGAAGUUGAUUGAAGUGAUAUUCAUUGGUCCGAGCUAUAUACGACAGAAUCCCCAUACGCCUGUGGUUAAGUUAAAGAGAAAAAUAACAGAGAGCUUGCUGUUCAAACACAUCCACUGUAUACAGAGGUUGGCGUUUAUGGGUUGUGAGAUGAGCGCAGCACAGAAUGUCGAAAACGAGAAGUAUACGCACAAGCACUUCGAAAAUUAUUCGAGGCCAUUAUCGUUCAGCAACGUCUCGCACCCCGCCGACGCCGUGCUCUCCAGGUGCAAUGCUCUCUUGAUGAUGUUUUCUACAUUACAGCACAUAUCAGUCGAUUACGACCACAUAAGCACGGAAGCCUUGGAAACGCUAUCCCAUCUCACUUUGUUCAAGAAUCUCACACUCAAUAUCGCGCGAAGAAGGAAGUUGGUCUUGAAGCCUAUCAAUUGGCAUCUAUUAGACGUCUUCUAUCCGAACGGACUCGACGUCUCCGUUAACAUUAUUGGUUUACCACCUCAAAAGUUAAAAGAUGUUAUGGAUAAAGUUUUAGUCGAGGGAUUGACGCUGGUUUCGUUGAAAGUUAUGUUUUGCGAAACGUUCUACGCACCACUACUGAGGCACUUAUUGAACCUUUAUACGACAACACUGCGCGAACUAGUAUGGGUCGACUGUCCCGACGAUUCGCCGGACACCCUCAAUAGAAAUAUCAAAACCAGCCAGGAGGAAGAGUACGACGUGUGCAACGUGAACCCCUUCAUAUUAUUAUGCUGGCACUGUGUCCAACUUCAGACGCUUGUUAUACACGGGUACUGGGUGUGGCAGUACGAUUUGGAGGGAUUUGUGCGGCUGCGUAAGUCGCUACGGCGGCUCGAGGUGUCGGCCCUGUCGCGCGGGUGGCGCCUCGCGCUGCAGCGGCGCACCUGCGCGCGUCGCCUGCGCCUCACCGACGUGCCGACCGCGCCAUCUGCGAGCUUCGUGCAGCAAGUGAACGAACACACUGAUUUCAAAUGGAAACCGUGUCAGUGGAGCAAACUCCAUCCGGGACUGCGCGCCCGAGCCACGCCCGAGCAACGUGCCGACUACGUACUGCAUGAAGCCAGGCAGACGUUGGGUAUUACGUAA
Messenger RNA from Parnassius apollo (apollo), 1281 nucleotides. The record is from the annotation of a GenBank genome assembly. NCBI's taxonomy places the organism in Eukaryota, Metazoa, Arthropoda, Insecta, Lepidoptera, Papilionidae.